AGUAAACAAGAAAGGCUGAGAUUCAAGGCUUUUGUUUCCCCCGUGAGCUGUUUUUUUUUAAGAAAUUCGUCUUGGUUUAGUUAAUAAAUACCACUGCGCCUCCUUAUCCACAAUGGAUGCGCAGCCCUCACCCACCUCCCCGGGCUGGAUCAAGCCUGGAGAUGUCAUGCGUGUGAGGAAACUGAAGGCCAAGCGCAAGGCUCUGCAAGCGCGUAUGAGUGCCCUUACGCCCUUGCAAAUCCUGGCCCCAGCAAAGGGACUCAGCGAUGCCCCAGAAGGCCGUGGAAUCAAGAGAAGAAAUCCGUUCAAAUGUUCCCCCAACAAAAAGCAACGAGCAGAAGAAGAUGGUGACCUGGAGAUAACGAGCGACGCAUCCCUCUUUCGUAUGCUAAGUCCGUCUGCACCAAAGCAGAAGGUGUCGUCACAGCAGGUUUACAGCUUCUCCAACAUCCUCAAACUCCAACAGCAGGAGGAACUCUCACUCAAGACAGAAGAAGUUCCUUCUGUGACGUGGACAGAGCAGCUGGCAGUCGACUGGAGCCUCAAGAGCAGAGUGAGAUUCAAGUCCGCCAAGCCUCUCCCAUGGAAACACAACUUUAAGACAUCAGAGGAAGCCUCAGGGACAACGGGUUUUGUACGCUGCCUGAACUCCACAUCAGACAACAGUGAAGACAGAACCCUUGACACAUCUCCAAAUGCCCAGUUCUAUCAGUGUUGCCUCGUCUGGCAGUACCCCAGUCUGCCCUGGCUCCAGCUCUUCCCCCGAGACAACCUGAAAGCUACGACACAGACGGGACUCUUCGGCACUGACAAGAAACUGGGAGACGCAAUUCAUGCUGAGUGGAGCGAGAGCCUGCGUUCACUACACCAGCUGCUGCGCGUGAGGCAGUGUCCAUACUUCUACGUCUGUGGCCCUACCUUCACUUGCCUAUUCCGAGCAGCAGGCGUGGCGGGCAUUUCGCAGGCCCAUGCCCUCAUCACGCCAACAACUAGGGGUUUUAGAGAAGCCAUGAAGAACGAAGACAUUGAAUUUGAAAUGCCCUUCCACAACAGCGGCACUAAGAAUGAACAGGAGCUUCAGCAGGAAGACGAGGAAGAAGAGGAGGAGGAGGAAGAGAAGGAGGAGGAGGCUACCUCCUGGCUAGAGAAUCUUGGGGUUGAAACCUCGCAGUUCCCCAAUCUGAACCCCAAUCGCGUGAAGCUAGAAAGAGAAAAGUUCAAGAAUGUAGACAAGACUGCUGCAUCCCUGGUGUAUGUGGAGGGCAUGGAGACCCAGGGCCUCAUAAACUUCCUCUUGAACAGCCGCAGUUGUGUGGGUACCACAGGGCUCCUGGCUGGAGUGCCACCCACUCUUCUGUCCCCUGUGGCCUUCCAGGGCAGCACACUCAAAACACUCAAGGCCAAAGGAAGUGUUAUCCGGCAGGAGGGUGACAUGCACCAUAGCAUGGAGGUGUCAGGCCCCAUCCUGCCACACACUGUGCAUCAGCUGUGCUCCCUCCUUUCCCUAGCGACAGACAGCUACACCCUCUCACUCGUUCCUGUUCCAUCCACACUCCCCUUCUCGCAGCACAGCCACCACGAUGCGACUGCAGCUCCUCAGGCUUUUGCACAAGAGGGCCUGGUGGACUGUGGGUUCGAUGCCAGCGUGCGCUCCCUCAUAUGCACACCGCGUAGAGCAGAACAGGAGGAGACAGACUUGCCGCCAACAUACCGUGAAGUCACAUACAAAGAUAAGAAGUUCACUUGGACUGACAAAUUACAAUGAAAGUGAUAUUAGGCUCCAUUUUGUACAAAUUUUUAUCAUUAUUAGUAUUGUAAGUGCCAUAGUAUUCAUUAUUAUUAUUAUCUUUAUUUUUAUUUUUUUAUUAGUAUUUUUAUUAUAUUUUAAAAAAAUCAAGUUAGUGACAUUUUACUAAUAUCCUUGAUCAGUGAUUUUAUUUUUGUAUUAUUAUUUGUUUUUUACAUUUUUUUUGCAAAUAUACGUGAAAGAUAAUCAAGUGUUACUUGCAUGUGACAUUAUACUGACUCCUUCGUUCUAAGACUUCUAUAGCAAGUUUACAGUACAAUCAUAGGUGUCGCAGUGUAGAGCGGAAAGAGAAACUGGAGAAAUAUUUUCAAAUUGCGAGUGACGUGAAAAUUGUAUUAUAUUGUGUAUGUUUUGUGUCUAUGAUGGUAAACAGAAAAAGAGAGAGAGAAAAACUUUAAACCCAGUGAAGAAUUUGCAUGAGUCACGUAAAAAAAAAAAAAAAAGUGGAAUCUUAUACUAAAAGUGUGACUCACUUGGCAGAAAAAAUUGGAAAUGACUGACAGCUCCUUCAAUUCCUAUAAGAAAGAGCAGUAAAUUUCUUAGAGAAAUAAAUCAAUUUGUUUGUUUUCUUUAGAGAUUUCUGCUUUACUUUUUAUUUUUUUUUAUUUCAGAGAAUUGUAAUUUUGUGAGUGUUUUUUUUAUUUUUUUUUUAUAGAUAUCUCCUUAUGUUUUAUUGCUAAUGUAAAUACUGUGUCAUUAAUGUGGAAAAUAUAUGUUUUAGCAUUUA
Molecule: messenger RNA, 2534 nt
Organism: Penaeus indicus
Lineage: Eukaryota; Metazoa; Arthropoda; Malacostraca; Decapoda; Penaeidae
Gene: hd
Product: protein downstream neighbor of son homolog
Exons: 10
Coding region: 113-1765 (550 amino acids)
Biological process (GO): nuclear DNA replication
Cellular component (GO): nucleus
Source: RefSeq, a predicted model, not a curated record